AUGCUCGAACUCAAGCUGCUGCUCUUCCUGCUACUGACCUACGCCCCGGACGUGCUCGCGGCGCCGUCGCAGGUCCCCAUCCAGGUCCCGGAGACGAGCACGAAGCGGAGGCUGCAGGGCAGGUUUCUACACAUAACGGAUAUGCACCCGGACCCGUACUACAAGGAGGACGCGUCGGAAAAGUCGGCGUGCCACAGGCGAAAACCAAAGAAGGCGCGACCACGCUCGGGGUACUAUGGGAUGCCGUACAGUCAAUUGACUGAUGGGGAGAAUAGCAAUUGCGACUCGCCUCCGACCUUGACGAACUUUACGCUGGACUACCUGGACAAGGAGUGGAGUAAGGAGAUCGAUUUCGUAGUACACGAUAGUGACCGGAAGAGACCUCGCACGACAAAUGAGAUAUACAUGCUCAAUAGAGCUAUGGCGAGGAGGAUGGAGGAGGUCUUCCUCAGCAAGGGUAUACCCGUGAUCCCAAGUAUUGGCAAUAACGAUGUGUGGCGUCCGAACAGCGUCACUUCCGAGUUCUCUUCCAUCUGGCGCAACUUCGUGCCUUUCGAGUCCUACCAGGUCUUCCAGCGCGGCGGCUACUUCGCCGUCGAAGUCGUCCCUGAGCAGCUCGCCGUCGUCAGCCUGAACACGAUGUACUUCUACGACUCGAACAAGGCUGUGGGAGGGUGCGAGGACGGUGAUCCGGAGGACCCCGGGAACCUCCAAUUUGACUGGCUCGAGGUGCAGCUCGACAGGUUCCGGCGGCGAGGCAUGCAGGUAUGGCUCAGCGGACACGUACCACCGUCUGCAGCCAACUUCUUCCCCGACUGUCAUGUUCGGUACACCGAGCUGUCGUUGCAAUACCAGGACACCAUCCUCGGACAUUUGUACGGAUUCUUCUUCCUGGAUGCCGAGCACGUUCGAAGCAAGCCAGACAAGGAGGCUUUGACAUCUGGCAUGCACGACGAGCUGCGCCUCGGGAAGAAGAAGCACAGGCAGCUGUACAACACGCUUUUGAAGGACUUUGACGACCUGCCGAAGACGAAGCACAACGCGAGCUACGACGACUACGGGGUGGUGAACGUAUCGCCGUCCCUCGUGCCCAAUCCGUACCUGCCAUCGUUCCGGAUCUUCACGUAUAAUACAACCGGAGCGGCAUACGAGCCCGCCCUGGAGUCGGGUGCGGCGUGCGAUGAUGCAAGUGGCCGAAACGCCUGGCGGUGCGACGUGGCAAAGCCGUGGCACGCCAGCCCAGACUCGCCGUCGCGGACGAACAGGCUAUGGACGCCGCUGGGCUAUGCGCAGUACUAUCUGCCGGACCUGGAGAGCGCCAACAAGAAGCAUGCGCCGAAGGUGAAGCUGGAGUACCUGACGUUCGCGCGGGGGGCGCUGCACCCGCCACCCGGAGGCGAGGGCGGGUUCCGGUACCCAAUCCCGCUGCGCCAUCUGCCGAGGACACUGAGGAACGCGACGGGCGAGGGGGCUGGAAGGUCGUGGGCGGGCCUGGGGCGGCGGCUCGCGGCGGGGACGGAGAAGGCGCUGAGGAAGCGGUUCCGGGGGUUUAUGUACAUGGGCGGGGACGAGGCGUGGGUGGUGUAG
Messenger RNA from Fomitopsis serialis, 1587 nucleotides. RefSeq lists its product as uncharacterized. Gene Ontology annotation, biological process: polyphosphate catabolic process. The transcript is spliced from 13 exons. NCBI's taxonomy places the organism in Eukaryota, Fungi, Basidiomycota, Agaricomycetes, Polyporales, Fomitopsidaceae. Gene Ontology annotation, molecular function: endopolyphosphatase activity; exopolyphosphatase activity. Gene Ontology annotation, cellular component: fungal-type vacuole. The record is from RefSeq and is a predicted model, not a curated record. The coding region runs from base 1 to 1587 and encodes 528 amino acids.